Molecule: messenger RNA, 5901 nt
Organism: Ostrea edulis (European flat oyster)
Lineage: Eukaryota; Metazoa; Mollusca; Bivalvia; Ostreida; Ostreidae
Exons: 11
Coding region: 224-4144 (1306 amino acids)
Source: RefSeq, a predicted model, not a curated record
GUGGUACAUGUUUUUGAUAAAUCAUGAUUCAUAAUGAGAAUAUUGAAAUGCUGAUCUCUGUGUAAUAAGUGAGUCAACUCAACUGGUUCCCUGUUAUGUGGUCCAUCCACCCACAGUCCCACACAUAAUCUAAUUCCGCAGAAACUGACAGGUAGGUUUCUAAGCUUUCAGAAACGGGAAUUAAUUUAAACACACAGUAGGCCAGUGGUAAGCGGUUGAGACCAUGCAAGCCCCCAACCACUUCCAGGCGGUCAACCUCCUGACCCAGCAGCCCAACGUCCCCCCACCUGCCCGGUCCCGGUACAGAAAGUUCGACAUCUACCGAGAUGUUGGCCAGUUUCGCUUCAUUGAUGAACAUGCUAUUUCUGUGGCCAGCAAAGAUCACAAGACCUUUCGGGAUUUGAUAUGGCACUUGGUUUACAGUCAGAACUACCAGUCUGACCUGGACAAGGCCAGGGCAAUUUUCAGAUGGAUGACUUGCAAGAACAUGUACACAAUUAGUUUUGCCAAUGCGCCCAAGGGAUCUCCAGAAGAAGUCCUGGAGUCCUUCAAAAAUAAGAAAGGGACGUACGCCAGAAUUUAUGAAACACUUUGUGGGUAUGCUGGUUUGUUCUGUACUGUGCUGACGGGCUUCGCGAAAGGUUUGGACUACCGACCAGGCGACAAGUUUAAAGGGACGGAAUACAACCACAGCUGGAACGCGGUGUACAUAGAUAACAACUGGUAUCUAGUGGACUCUCACUGGGCCACGAGAUACCUCAUCUCCGAGAAGAACAUGCCGGAAAACCUGGUGUAUGAAUACGAUGACUUCUACUUCAUGACUGACCCCGAGCAACUGAUUUACAGUCACUGGUCACAGCGAGAGAAAUGGCAGCUUCUGUCACGGCCCCUAAGUCUGGCCGAGUUCGAGGAUCUUCCCCUUGUCAAGUCCUACUUUUUUAAAUGUGGAAUGUACUUCAUGUCCCAUCAGAAAGGAGUGGUCCCCACCCAGAAAGGGAAAAUUGCCAUCACUGUUGGUUUUGUAAAACCCACUAACUUCACCUAUAAGAUCGUAUUUGCGGAAAAUGGAGAUGAAACUUAUAAAGGACAGAAGCUGAAAAGUUAUGCCUUGCAGGAGACGUCUUACAAUGAGGUCACUUUUAUCCUCCGAGCUCCUAAAUCUGGUCCAUACUACUUCACGAUUUUUGCCCAGCUGCUGACGGGGGACAUUGGGGUGAAGAAUGUCUUCACUGCCUCUGCUGAGUAUAAAAUCAUCGCAGACACCACUGCAUCCGAUGCUGUACCUCUUCCCAACUGCUCCGACAGCAACUGGGGUCCGGGAAUCCCAGUGGACCAGCUCGGCCUUGAACCAUCAGAAAAAGACGCCAUCAUUACCACAGCAGACGGCAAAGUCCAGAUGGAGUUCAAGAAAAAUCGACCUGUCUACAUUCUGUGUAAACUCAGAAAGGCUGGAAUGAGAGACGAGGACCUUGAGAGAUGUGUGUCUGAUCGGGAACAGGGAGAAAAUAUCGUGGUUACUGCGAAUCUCCCUGUGGCAGGGGAAUAUGGUCUUGAAAUUUACGGCAAUGACCCAGCUAAAGACGGGGAUACCUACACACACAUCUGCCAAUACUUCGUCCACUAUGCCCCACCGCAGGACCAAGCCAAGGCUUUCUACCAGGAGGCCCCCAAGCGGUGCCAGGUACCGCCGGCACAACAAGCCUACAUCACCAAUGGCUACUCUCCAGAUAACGCCGGGCUGACCCAGAACAUGGCGAACAUGAAUGUAGGGGGGCCGGGGUAUGGAGGAGAGAUUGACCUGGACAGCCUUCCUCCCCCACCCCCCGAGCUUCUCCAGCAGCAGUACCUGUAUGGUACAGUCCCUGACAGCCGACAGCAGGGCGUAUACAACCAGUUUCCACACUCCCAUGGUCAGGCUUCCCACGGCUUCACCCCAGGGACAGGGAAUGUGCCUAUGCCUCCACCCCAGAAGGCAGGAAUUAGCAAUAUUCCACCCAGCAAACCUAUACAGGUUGAAAAGCGUUCCGUAGGACAGCAGCCUCCAACUGCACCAGCAACUUUUAAACUGGUUCCUGUCAGAACAGAGCAAGAAAUGGCUCCACCCCCAAUAGCCCCAUCCACAGCGGCCACCAGUCAAAAGCCUAGUCUGGAUCAGAUCGAUCGCCAGGUUCUCCACACUGUGGAUGAUCAUGCUAUACAGGUAUCUAAAAGUGAACAUCCCAGCUUCAGGGAAUUGGUUUGGGAUUUGAUUUUCUCCAAAGACAUCACAAAUGAAAUAGAAAAAGUGAGAGUCAUUUUCCGAUGGUUAGCCACCAAGAAUUUGAAGGAAAUCAACUUUGACCACGUGGAGAAAGGAAGUCCGGAGGAGGUGCUAUUGGGACUCAAGGAGGGGAAAACCACAUACGCAAUGGUGUUUGACACUAUGUGCAAUUUUGCUGGAUUACACUCAAGAAUCAUCAGUGGCUACGCUAAAGGUGCUGACUAUAAACCAGGCAUGACCUUCACCCCGGGAACAAACCAGCAUUCCUGGAACGCGGUGUACAUCUAUGGAACUUGGUGCCUGGUCGAUGCUCACUGGGCCGCCAGGAGGAUCAUCGGGAAGCCCACUUCACAGGAGGAAUUCCAUUACCAGUUGGAUGAGUACUUCUUCCUCCCCGAUCCUCACCAACUGAUCUACACCCACUUCCCUGACGACCAGCAAUGGCAGCUGCUGGAGAGGCCCAUUACACUGGAGGAAUUCGAGAACAUGCCUCACAUGAAACCUCAAUUUUUCAAGUAUGGACUAGAGUUUGUGAGUCAUCGUACCGCAGUGAUUUAUGGACGUGGUGAAAUGAAUGUUCGAUUGAGAUAUCCUGCUCACAAGCUGGCUGUGGCAUUUAACUUCACUGUGCAAUUUGAGAAUGGUGAUGAAGAGUACAAAAGUGUGAAGCUAAAUCGGUAUGGCAUGCAGGAAAGUGUUGGAGGCAUCGCUUCCUUCCGCCUAAGGCUCCCUGUAAAAGGAUCCUACAUUCUGUACAUCUACGCGAAAGAAGAUACGCCGGAAAACAAGGACAAUGUGUAUGCUCAAGUCUGUGAGUACAAGAUUGUCCAAGAGGAAGUGUCCGUUCCUGAGUCAACUCCCUUCCCGCCAUGUGCCUACCUUAACUGGGGUCCUGGCACGUCUUUCUACAGAUAUGGUCUUGCCACUUACCAGCAAACGGCUCAGAUCCUUACAAGGGACGGAAAGGCGGAGUUACAAAUCAGAAUUCCCAAGCAGAUGCAGUUCAUGGCUAAACUGAAACAGAAUGACCGAAAUGACGCCGACCUGGAAGGCUAUGUGAUUCACAGGAUUGUAGGAAACACUGUUUAUUUUAACAUCACUGCUCCAAGUCGCGGUGAAUUCGGACUAGAAAUUUAUGCCAAUGACCCAUCAACUGAAGGCUCAACGUUGUACCACGUGGCACAAUAUCUGGUGGAGUGUAACGAAGACGUGAAAACCGUACCACUGCCGAAGUUACCUGCUGGCUACCUCGGAGCUCAACCCAAAUUCAAUGACUUUGGUCUGAACACUUUAAGCCACCAUAUUCCUGUCAUUCACCUGGAAACAAACACAGUAGAAAUUCAGUUCUCCACUGCCCAAGAAAUGAGGGUUACAGCCAAUCUGAUCGAGGUGGAAUCAGACCAAGAGAUGCCAGAUUUUGUUUUUACCCAAACAAAGGGCUCAGUGGUCAGUUUCAUCGUAAACAUCCAGAAAAUCGGCUUCUACAAGCUGCAGCUGUACGCUAUUCCAAUCCACGACACCAGUCAGCAGUUACCGGGAGUCUACAACUAUCUGAUCAACUGCCAGAGGAAGACCAAGGAGAUAUAUCCGUUCCCCAAGCAGUACGCGCAGUGGAAAGAAGGCUGCUAUAUGUGGGAGCCUCUUGUUGUCCAUAAGGAAAUUGGAAAGCCAGUUGUCAAUUUCCACGUUCAGAUUCCUCGGGCUGAGGCUGUUGCGGUGGUGACGGAUCAGGAGUGGACCCACCUUCAAUCCUCGCAGCCAAACAUUUGGCAAGGGGAGGUAAAUCUUGCACCUUAUUACGGCAGAGGAAUCAAGUUCACGGUGAAUGCCAACUUUGGAGGAGAUAAAACAAGUUAUGCAACUCUGCUGGAAUACACAAUAUAGACUGAUAUACAUGUGCUGUAAUUCACUGAUCAAUAGUCAUUUUUUGAAUGUAUGUUACUCAAUUUUUCUUAGCAAGCAUAAUUGAUUAUAGUGUUACAACUGCUUAGCAAAAUAUUCUGUAUAAUUCUUCUCAGUUUUUAGAAAGCUUUUGAAAUUGUAUUUGCAUUUAUGUUUGUGUCUGUAUGGGGAGCUGUUUUGAUUCCAUUUUCCUUUUAAAAUAUGAACAAUUAAUGAAGGUUGAACCAUAGGAAAUAGAUUUGUCAAUUGUAUUGAUAAAUUAUCGUAUCUGUCAGCUAUGAUUUUAUGCAUUUAUUUAUUAGAUUUGUGUAUCAUUUUAUUUUGGGGGAUCAAUUUUUGUUUUUGUCACGACUUGUUGUAGAUGUUAAAGUCGCAUGUUUUUCUGACAUAUGUUUUGAGAAUGACUUUUAUCGCUUGUUAAACAAGUGCUUUAGUUAUACCUGUAGUGUGAUAUUCGUUACUGUAGUUCAUUGUCAUUAUUCUAAUGCUUUAAAGACCUAUAUUUGGGCAGUGGUGAAAACAAAAUACAUAUUGUACAGGAUAAAAUUUUGACUCGAGUAGACAAAUACUCUGUGUCAGGUUAAUUAAACUUCUCUGCGAUUAAUUUUUUCCCCUUCAAAUUGACACAUUGACUUUCUAAUUUCACAUGUUAAUGAGAUGGAUUGAAUAUGUGAUUUUUAAAAAUAAUAUACAGGUGUGUAUUGAUUUUUUGACAUCAUUUUCACCUGUUGAAGACAAUUUACCUGUUGUUUCAGAGUCAGAUAGAACACAUAGGUGUUUCACAUUUAUGAAAUAAGGCAUUUCACAUCUAUUGAAUAAUGAGGCCUUUCACAUCUAUUGAAUAAUAAGGCCUUUCACAUUUAUGAAAUAAGUGCAAUCUGGGUUUUGUUUUUUGCGAGUAGUCACUAUUUAACAGUUUCGUAUUUUUUGUCAAAAGAUCAUAAGAUGACAGACUCUAAUAGUGAUGUAAUUUUUUGCCCUAGUCAAGUAAUUGAUUCUGUCUUUCUGAUUCUGGCAUGGACCAACUUGUAUUUCAAAAGUUUAAAAUUCAGACAUGUUUUGUGUUUGAUUGGAAAGAAACCAGUUUAAGUUUUAUAUGCAUACUUUAUAGUAGUGUGGGUUCCUUAAUUUACCCAAGUACUUAAUAUGGUGAAAUGACUCUUAUACAUCAAAUCAUGUGAAUGUCGUCUGUUAACCAAAGACUUCUUGCAUGUAUUAGCAACAGAAAAUUAAUAGCGAGUUAUUUCAUUUCUCGAAAUUAUGUGAUAAAUUCCUCGUGUAUAUUUAGGAAUCUACAGUACAUUUUGAAAUAUUUAGCAGUAUAACACUGUACUGUUACAGAGAUAAAGCCUUGCCAGUAAAAUCAUUGGGAGAUUUUUAUAGAUGUACUGAUGCUGGGGCCAAGAUGUGUUCAAAUGUUAGAGAGGACAGUGAAUAUUAAAUGAUAUUGUUCAUGGCAUUGUAAAGUUUAAUAUCUAACUAUUACCUUCCCAGCCAACUGUCAUUGGUUUAAACAUAAAGUGGUAUCUCAUUAUGACAUCCCCCCAUCAUUUACUUACUACAAAACAGUAUAAAUAGCCUUUUCGUUUUUGUUUUUUUGUAUUACUGUUAUACAAUCUGUUGUAAGCUGUUUGUAGUAGUGCGCUAGGAAUGUUAAAUCUUUGAAAAAUCUGUCUUAUUUUAUAAAGCUUUAUAUUAUAGUUAUGAAUUUAGGCGCAAUAAAGCCAAGCUUAUCAACA